Messenger RNA from Anguilla anguilla (European eel), 1538 nucleotides. Its product is annotated as cytochrome c oxidase subunit NDUFA4. NCBI's taxonomy places the organism in Eukaryota, Metazoa, Chordata, Actinopteri, Anguilliformes, Anguillidae. The coding region runs from base 582 to 989 and encodes 135 amino acids. The transcript is spliced from 5 exons. The record is from RefSeq and is a predicted model, not a curated record.
UUGGCUCCUUCUCCAGGGUCUGUUUAAAAGAUAACUGGGAGAGUUCGGAUUUGGAAAGCUCUGAGAAAGCUGUCAUUUAGAUGGUUUACAAUUGAGUAUUUGACAUUGCCUAAAGGCUGCUUUCGUUCAUUUUGAGUUUGUCCGCCCGUGUGUUUGUGGAAAUUACACGCGUUAUUUUGGACUUCCCCACCUUGUCCCAGAUUACACUCAUUUUUCACAAUAAGGUCUUUAAUAGGCCUACUAAUUACCCACCAGGUCUCGCGCCAGGCUCUGCACCGUCUACGGCUUGGAGCGGUCGGCGGCCAGAUGUAAUUAUGGGGAUUAGAUAACUUCCCCCUCCUCCUGACCCCCUUUCAGAAGCACAGAGUUCUCGCAACAGGUCUCGCUCUGUUUUCUCACACAAAGACGACUUUGUGGGCCCAUAAAAGGCAUAGACUUUACCAGAACAAUAGUUAGAAAUAGCAUCGUUCAUUCAUUUAUUAAGCGUUCUAACUUUCGGAGAGGAAAGACACUUUGGAUUGGCACCCUAUAAUCUGUGGACAAAAUGUUUAAGACAGUGCUUCAACACGCGAAGAAACACCAUGGAGAGGGCCUCGGUCUCCCCUCCUCGCGGUCCUCCCAGCAUGCCGUUCACCCCAGCCCCCGUCAUACGCUGCUCAAAUAAUCAUCUCAGACCCUGCAGGCUCUGGAGCCAUCCCUGCACAUUACUCACAGUCCAGAGAGAAAGGCCUAUUCUCACCAGCACUGGAAACAAAAACCCUUCUUUCAUACUAUUACAUGCAAAGCUCAUUCCUCAGUUCUUCUUCACCACGUUUGGGAUUCUUGGUGCCACCCUGUACCUGAUCCGCCUGGCCAGGGGACCCCACGUCAGCUGGGACUCAAAGAACAAUCCAGAACCGUGGAACAAGCUAAGCCCCAACUACCAGUACAAGCUGGUGGCCGUCAACACCGACUACGAGAGCCUGCGGAAGGAGGGGCCCGACUUCUGAAGGUCUUCGGGGGGGGGGGGGGCACCGGGGCAUGGCUCAUCACCACGUUGCCAUGACACCCAGAGGAACAGCCGAGCACACCCCCCCCCCCCCCCCGCACCCCCUGCACCCCGUUUCUGUCUCCUCGACUAACCCUGCAUGUCCGCCCGAUAUGUACAUAACAGAGACGGCCACUCAUUAAAGCUCAUUUAAACAGGCUUGUCGCUGCGGGUCCUACUGCAAGAAGGGGCGGCAGAGGUGUAGUGUAAUAAUUACGGAACUGCGAUUGCAACUUCAACACCAGGCUUCUCAACCAGGGUCCCUGGCCAGGCGCGAUAUGCAACGACUAUAUAAAGAUUCAGAAAUAUACUUGGAAUUUACAAAAGUAAAAAAAAAAUUCUAAAAAUUUCAGUAAAGAUAUCCAGCUGUAUAAAUGGAUUUUAUGUAAAAACCGAAUACGUAACUUGCUCUGAAUUACAGAAUCUGGUAAAUGCCACAUUGUAAUGUAUAGAUGGUCCCGGUAUAGCAUUGUACCCAAGUACAAAGGAGCAUUUAUACCUAUAGAUUGAA